UCAUCACAUAAUCCUCCAUAUUGAAAAGCUAUUAGGUGUUGUGCUGUAGCCAUUUUGCCAGUACCUGUUAGGAUUAGCCUUCCAAAUGGACGAAUAUCAGUCAGCAGAAGAAACAUCCUUCGUCGUGGAUGAGGUGAGCAACAUCAUCAAAGAAUCAGUUGAAGGCGCCAUCGGUGGAAACGCAUAUCAACACAACAAAGUGAACCAGUGGACUUCCAAUGUGGUCGAGCAGUGUUUGAAUCAACUAACCAAGCUUGGCAAGCCUUUCAAGUACAUCGUGACCUGUGUGAUCAUGCAAAAGAACGGGGCUGGUCUUCACACCGCAAGCUCUUGCUUCUGGGAUAAUACUUCAGAUGGCAGCUGUACGGUGAGAUGGGAAAACAAGACCAUGUACUGUAUCGUCAGCGUGUUUGGAUUGGCGAUUUAAUCUCUAAACAAGCUGAUGUUGAACAGUUUUAACCCCUCACGAACAUUGCCAUGCAAGGGACUUUUUUGUGUAACAUAUAGUUUCUUAGAUGUUUUAAGAGUGACGGAAUUGUGUGUGAAGGUCUG
Orbicella faveolata is the source of this 552-nucleotide messenger RNA. RefSeq names its product dynein light chain Tctex-type 1. Gene Ontology annotation, biological process: microtubule-based movement. Gene Ontology annotation, cellular component: cytoplasmic dynein complex; cytoplasm. NCBI's taxonomy places the organism in Eukaryota, Metazoa, Cnidaria, Anthozoa, Scleractinia, Merulinidae. The record is from RefSeq and is a predicted model, not a curated record. Gene Ontology annotation, molecular function: dynein intermediate chain binding.